AUGAAUUUAUUCCAUUAAACAUGGUGAAUGUUAUGAAAGGUGUCCUUGUCGAAUGCGAUCCUGCUAUGAAACAAUUUUUAUUACAUUUGGAUGAGAAACUUGCAUUGGGACGUAAAUUCAUAAUCCAAGAUUUGGAUGAAAGCCACCUCUUCAUUUCCACAGAUAUUGUUGAAACUUUGCAGGCUCGUGUUGAUGAACUCAUGGAUCGUAUUAGUUUCCCAUUGCAUGAGAAGGAAGCUUAA
Molecule: messenger RNA, 242 nt
Organism: Musca vetustissima
Lineage: Eukaryota; Metazoa; Arthropoda; Insecta; Diptera; Muscidae
Gene: Tfb5
Product: general transcription factor IIH subunit 5
Exons: 2
Coding region: 21-242 (73 amino acids)
Biological process (GO): transcription by RNA polymerase II; nucleotide-excision repair, preincision complex assembly; nucleotide-excision repair
Cellular component (GO): transcription factor TFIIH core complex; transcription factor TFIIH holo complex
Source: RefSeq, a predicted model, not a curated record